AUGACCGGGACUGACCUAAAAUCGGAUUGUAGGCUUGGCAACAUGGUUCAUACGUUCUCAUCAGGAUUCUUGCAUCGUGGUUCAUCAUAUGAAACGUGUCUCGCCGAUGAACAACUUGCACAAAGAAUUCCUCAUGUCAAGGAAUCUUUUACCGUUAUUAUUGUCUUAUAUUAA
Messenger RNA from Acaulospora morrowiae, 174 nucleotides. Lineage: Eukaryota; Fungi; Glomeromycota; Glomeromycetes; Diversisporales; Acaulosporaceae. The record is from the annotation of a GenBank genome assembly.